Penicillium cosmopolitanum is the source of this 2673-nucleotide messenger RNA. RefSeq names its product ubiquitin-associated-like domain-containing protein. Gene Ontology annotation, biological process: protein deubiquitination. Lineage: Eukaryota; Fungi; Ascomycota; Eurotiomycetes; Eurotiales; Aspergillaceae. The transcript is spliced from 7 exons. The coding region runs from base 1 to 2673 and encodes 890 amino acids. The record is from RefSeq and is a predicted model, not a curated record. Gene Ontology annotation, cellular component: nucleus; cytosol.
AUGGUAAAUAAUACGAGCGUCCGCAUGAAAGCCGCGGAGAUCUCGACCAAAGAGGAAGCGGUGGGGCUUGGCGUCAUGUGGUGGGGAAACAAGCUUGCGGAUGCGACAACUUGCUCCCCCACGCGCUUUGUUUCCCGGACCUUCGCUUCGGACCGGGCAUGUUCGACCUUUAAUCGCCUUCUUGAACUCGGCACAGACGCCCAAAUCCUCGCCAACAUGGCCUCUGACCCGCCGGAAGACGCCAUUGCCAACUUCGUCAGCUUUACGAGCACCACCCGCGAGCAAGCUAUCAACUUCUUGAAGGUGAAAGAUGCCUUAGCCAACAACCUCGACUCGCAAAAGGCCAUCAAUGCCUAUUUCGAAGACCCGACGGGUCCCCAUCCACAGAAUACCGGCUUCUACAAUGACAACAAUAGCCCAGGUUUCGGAUACGGCCAGCAAGACCAUGGUCCCCGAGUGCCGGCUACGGCUCCUCCCACUCGUCCCUCAUCUCGAACGAACAUGAUCGAUGCCUCGCAACCUCCGGAUUAUGAAAAGGCCACAACACCAUCUUCGCAGGGAAAUACUGGCAAUGCAGGCUCGGAUCAGAAGAUGAGCUUGGCUCAGCGCGAAGAACGAGAACUACAACAAGCGGUGGCGAUGUCCCUUAACCAGGGAAUGUCAAAACAGGAGACGGGAGUUACAAGGAGCAAAGAAGCGCACUUUGGUAAAGCGACGCGCGACGAAUAUGAUACAAAUGCAUGGGCGAUGACGUUAUUCAAUACGACCUCCGAAGAAGUCGUCUUGAGCCCCAACCCCGAGGACCGCAAGAGAAUAGCAGGUGAACCGGCUUUUAUCCGACCCUCUAACAACAACCUAUACCUUGGAGGAUUCCUCACCAUUCUUCAUGAGAUCCCACUUGCAAGAGAGGCACUCAUGCUUCGUAACAAGGUUCUCUUUGACUAUGGACAGGAAUCGCAGGAGUGGUGGAACGGCCAGCCAAUCAAUUUGCCUAAGAUUGUGACCAUCAACGAGGGCGACAAUGCGGACAAUGACUGGGAUGAUAUAAUUUAUGAGACCCAGCGACUGAUGGCCUUUUUGGAUUCUACAAAUCGGUCGUUCGGCAGCAGUGACGCCCUUGCCAGUCUUAGACAUCUCCACGACUACUCUUCCGAUUCAGAAGAGGCCAUCACGAGGUUUUUGGAAACCUGGCAUCGCGCAGCACUCCGAGCGGAACCUGACAAUCCAUUGUCAAUGAUCUUUCAGUCUAAGGCUUAUAAGCGCACACCGUUUGAUGAUCCAACAGAUGAGGAUGAUCCCAUCUCACGAGAGCUCUUUAUCUUCGAGCCCCAGGUCGAGCAGGAUCACGGCCAAACUCUAUACGAUGUUUUGGAUACUGCGAUCUGGAGCGAUAGGCCUGGAGAGAAUAUGGACGACGUUUGGCUUGAACAUCUGGGUGAGCUUCUCAUUAUGAAAUUGGACUCAUACGAGAGUGCCAAGUCAGUGGAUGUCAAGGCCCCGGCUGUAUUUUAUCCCGAUCGCUACAUGAGCAGCUGUCGAGAGCUUGCGCUGGAUUUCCGUACUAAACGACGUGCGGUUAUGGAGGAGAUACAAGAGCUAGAGAAGCUAAUGUCUCAAUUUACGGCUCCACGAACUGCCGUGGGCACGCUCACAGUGAAGGAGAUACUCGAGAAAGCCGCGCAGGCAGUGCCUGUAGUUCUCUCGGAGAAUUCGGCCCAGAGUGACGACUCAAUGACUCCCGAAGUGAAGGCCGAAAAGGCAUCGCGAAUCACGCGUGACUUGCAAGAAAUAGCCCAAAAGGUCGAGGCUAAAUUAAAAGACCUUGAAUCCAAGAAACAGAAAGCAUUGGAGACUAUGCGCGCCUAUUCCAAAACACUCACUGAACCCAGCGAAUCUCCCAGCGAGCCACCUACACACAAAUAUACUCUCCGUGGCGUCUGUACUGAGCCACAUGUCACUUAUGUCCUGAGAAGCGGUCGACCAAGCGAUCCCAAUGAUCUGAUGGAGUUAGAUAACCAGAGUGACGCCCAGGAUCAGUGGUGGCGCAUCAGCUAUUCCGCUGAGGAUGGCAAGACCCGCCAGGCCGAGAAACGAGAUGCCCAGGGUAACCAGUCGGCCUCCCAACAUGGCGAUGUCAUUGGCUAUACGGCACGCAAAGUGCGAGAGAUUGAAGUUCUCCACGCUGCACGCGAAGAAUGGAGAACGGUACUGCUGGUAUAUGCAAGUGAUAAUGCUAUGAAUGCGAAGGUUGAACCAGCACCAAGGCAACUUCAGGGAUUCGUGAGGAAAGACAAUGAGGCAUUCGCCACGGAAUGCGAAGAAAGCACUGCCAAUGCCCAGGAUGCCCAGAUGACUGAUUCUUCGGGGAAGAAUAAUAGCACAAGUACCCAGUACGCUUCGUCACGAGAGCGAGAGAAAGAGCAAGACAACAAAGACCAACCCAUCAACGUCUUUGACUACGAAGUUUCCGAUUUCGACAGUGAACGUGGAUCGGGGAAGGAGAAGAAGAUGCAGGAGAAGGAGAUGCAGGAAAAGCCGCGGGCCAGUCUUCUUGGCAACAGCGCCAACGCGAGCAAUCAAGCGAAGGUCUCUCAGGCGCUGGACGAUGACUCGGAGUGGAACGUGGACGAAGACGAGGAGAUGGUCGACCACGUGGAAACCGCGAAAUCUUAA